AUGCAGCGCAUCUACAUGCACAGCAAUGAACACUUUGAAGUCAUCACCACUGUCCUUGCUCCUCAAGGGAGGUAUCGAUACAGACCAGAAGCUGAAAAGAUGGUAGUGGUGCACAGCUACAGACCCAACUGGCCAGAUGAGCUGGAGCUGUCUCUGGGUGAUGUUAUCCUGGUCCUGCCCAGACAUGAGGAGGAGAGGUGGUUUGGGCGGCUGCUGGACGGCCAGCAGGGCUACUUCCCCGCCUCCUGUGUGAUGGAGCUGAGCCAGGUAAAUCUCAAUCCAAAAGCCCUACGGAGGACUUUAUCUGUGAGAAGCUCAGCCUGGGACAAUGAUUCACGUGUACGCGGUAGACAUGGAAAUGGACACAUUCGGCAGGCACUCAGGAGGGGGAGUAGAGGAGGUGGAGGAGGAGGAGGAGUGGGGCUGGAUGAGGGCCAAGGCGAGAGCGAGGGCCCCUUCCUGGUGCAGAGGCCCCAGAUCCCUCAGCCUCAGCCCGUGGCCUCCCAACCUCAGACACACAGAUCCCCAGGCCUGCUCCACAGGAUCUUGUCCAAGUGCCGGAAAAAGAGUGAAUGCCAGGGAGCCACCAACGGGGCCUUCGAGGGUGACUAAGAGGCCCUCCUCUUUGUCCUGGAUGGCUGAGCUGAGUUCACUUUGGUGGGGCUGCAUCGGGGGAGUAUGUGGGUGAAUGGAGGAACUUCUGAAAUGUGAAAAGACAGGUCUUGAAUAUCCUGAUGUGGGCUGGUACUCAUUUCCAUACCAGGUACUCUUCACUUGGCGGCAUUUCUAGAAGCAAGAGGUUGGAUUGUGAGUGCACAAACCCAAAUUGGUGAUGUCACAGAAGGUGUUUUGCUCA
Molecule: messenger RNA, 856 nt
Organism: Perca flavescens (yellow perch)
Lineage: Eukaryota; Metazoa; Chordata; Actinopteri; Perciformes; Percidae
Exons: 5
Coding region: 1-612 (203 amino acids)
Molecular function (GO): protein binding
Source: RefSeq, a predicted model, not a curated record